Octopus bimaculoides (California two-spot octopus) is the source of this 6352-nucleotide messenger RNA. RefSeq lists its product as uncharacterized. NCBI's taxonomy places the organism in Eukaryota, Metazoa, Mollusca, Cephalopoda, Octopoda, Octopodidae. Gene Ontology annotation, cellular component: centrosome. The record is from RefSeq and is a predicted model, not a curated record. Gene Ontology annotation, biological process: centriole replication.
UUUUUAUUUAAAUGGCGGUUGCUUUAAAGUUAUCUUCAUCGCCCAUUGAUUCUAAUUUUUAAGAAAACGGUACAAAUAAACCAACAAAACAAAAAAGGAAAAUAACAAACUUGAUCGAUUUGCCUAAUCGCCGCAGAACAUAUUUCAGACUCGGUGGUUGUAGACAGGAGACGUUGUUGGCGCGUGUUUGACGGUGUCCGAGGAGAGCGCGACGUCGUUUGAAUCACUUGAACGUGUCUCCGCAUGUCUCGCUGCUGGAGAAACAACAGCCAACAGACACCACAAUACACCUUUCUCUGCCUCAUAAACGCUCGAUUUCUUACUUCACUCUGUCUCUCUGUCUUUAUGUUUAUCUAUUAAACACCAGCUGACUACUCGUUUGUUGCAUUCCUAGACCGAUGCUGGCUGCCAACCAUUGUCUUAUAUAGAAUCAGAGUUUCAGCCAUGCCAACAUGCCAGAAUCUGUAACCACAAUGCAACCAUUUCCCGUCCAGCUUUGCAGCAUCCCUUAAAACCCUGCAAGUCAAAUGCUUUAAUAGGUUCAAAGACGUUUGUUGGUGGCAGUGUAGGGGCAGGCAUGAACACCACAACGAGCAUUAAUUUUGAUGCAGCGGCCCUUCAGUCGCAGGAUGAAGCGGAAUACCAGAAGGAGGAGCAGCAACAACAGGAAGAACUUCGACAACUUCUGUCGAAUGCACUUGAUGACAUAACUGAGGAUGGUUUAUCUGUGUCUUCCAAUGACGAUGAUGAAGAUGAUGAGGAUGAUGGAGGUGGCGAAGCAACAGAACACAGGAGACAAAGUCGGAAAAAACGAAGCUUGAAUGGCAGCUUUGAACACCGUAACUCAAUGCUUUCGUCUCAUACGUUUCCUGGAGCCAGGACGAAAUUACCAGAUGCUUGCAGCCAACAACACACUGAAACCAUGACCAUUCCACUUGGAAGCAGUGGUCAGAUGCCUGUUGACCAGCAUUGUCGACAGCGGCCAGAAGUGUCCUCCCAACAAACCCCAUCUAUGUACUACCCCCAGUUCCACUACCUUUACUCAAUUGCCACCGAUAAAGACACUCCAAUAAUGACAGCCACUUCAAACAACUAUGAGCAGCAGCAGCAACAACCAACGCAUCCAAUGUUCCACCAGGCACACCAGCAUCACUUUGGGUUGAUCCCUACUUCAUCAGUGGCACACGAGGCUGCUUGCAACAACAACAACAACAACAACAACAACAACACGGUGGAUGCUAAUCACUGGUUGGAUCCCCACGAAGAGAUUUAUUACAGGGAAAAUUAUGGCACGGACCCCGUAGCCAGGCAGGACUUCUACCAACACCACCAACAUCAUCCUGUUGUCUUACCCCAUGAUGGAACUAAUUUCGCUCCCAGGCAUAUUUCACCGCAUCAAACAAAUGGUGAAAUCCAUCCUCAAACCCCACAACACCGAGCUGCAGUUCUUGAAAACUCUUCGGUCAACAAUAAAAUGGGUUUCGAUGCCAUUCACAGCCGGCAAGCUGCAGCCCAGAGCAAUGGCUACACACUUCCGACUGAAGCAGAGAAGCCAGCUGUGAGUUGGGACCAGCUCAACGGGUACAAGGUGCAGUAUCGCAAACCUACAGAUGGAGGGACAAACGCAUUCCAGACAGAAACAGCCUUAAGUAGGGAAUCAAGCCCACACAAACAAGAGGACUUUGUUCAUAUAGGUGGAUCAGGAGAGCAGAAAGAAUUGGUUCAGUUACAAAUUUUAUACAAAGCUCGUGGACGAAAAGUGGACGAAUUGAGUCAGGAAUUAUCCAACUUGAAGAAAGAGAUGGAGGAGGAAGUGGAACUUUUGCAGCAGAAAGUGAUGGAAGUUGCGAAAGAACGAGAAGGGGCUGUUACAAGUCUGAAGAUUUGUCAGGAAUUGUUAGAACAAUCGAAAACGGAGGUGAGCCAGAUGAAGGGUCAACUAGCAACAUCGGAGACCUUGGCUCAAGCAUUGACUAAAAGCAAAGAAGAAGUUAUUGGCAAGCUGAUGUCUGCUGAAUCGGCAAUUGAAUCACUCAAUCAUCAAGUUGAAGAACUCAGUAAAAGUGAGACUCUUGAGCGAGCCCGUCUCCAGCACGACUCAAUCAUUGAAGGCCUGCAACAUCGUUAUCAGAAAGAAAUCAAUAUUUUGAACAAAGAGAUAGAUUCUCUAACACAGGAUAACAAAAGCCGUGAGGAAGAGGUGUCCAUGUUGAAGAGACAAUUGAACGAUGCCUUGAAAAAUGUGGAAAACGCUCAGAUCAACCGAGCUGAAACAAUCAACCGGUUGACUCGAACAUUAGAAGAAAGUCAACGACAGUGCCAACAUUUACUGCAAGCGUCUGCUCAGUCCAAUUCUUCCAGCCAACAACUGACAGACUUCCAGAACCGCUUGCAACAAGCUGAAUCGGCUAAGAGGGCAGCAGAAGAGAAAUUUGCUGAUUUUCAGCAGGAAUUGAAGAGUCUUAAAUUUCAAUUGUCAAUGUUUGAUUCAGCUUCCAAACUCGGUGUUUUUGCUUCCAAAGAACCUGAUAAAGCAAAUUCAAAUUUGGAGAAUUCUUUCCAGGAAUUAGGUAUCAAAAAGAAGCUUGUUUUCUCUACUCCAGAAACCAGUUUGAGUGAAGACUCAGGGAAUGAAUCCCAAAUUCGAGGAUUGAAGCAUGAACUGGAAAGAUGUUUGAUAAACAACCGGGAAAAGCAGGCAUAUAUUGAGGAACUGCGAGAGAGUGUGCAGAAGCUGCAGAAAGAAAUUUCAGAUUGGCAAUUAAGGUGUUCGAAAUCUGAAGAAACCAUUGAAGCACUGAAGGUGAGGAAGAAUUCAAGUUUCGAAGAAAGUUUAUUACAAAAAGAACUUGAGGCAACCCGAGAUGAAGUGGCCCAGUGUCAAAAAGACAACCAGAAUUACAAAGAACGUCUCCGACUUGCAAAAGAAGUUGAAACUCAAUUGAAAGCAUGUAAUGACGAUCUCGAGUCUAAACUGGAAAAUAUCAGAGAGAAAUGUGAUGCUGAAAAAGUUAGUGCCUUAGAACAGUGUAAAAAAACAUAUGAAACAUUUCAGGAUGAUGUGAAAGAAAGGUUAUUCUUGGACUUGCAGACACAGUAUGAUGAAAAACAUGCUUUGGUUGUGAGUGAGUGUGAAAAGAAACUUUCAUUUUUGAAGAGCAAUUUGGAAGCUGCUCUUACACGAGAAGAUGAGUUGAAAGAGAUUUAUGUGUCUGUUUGUCAGGAAAAGAGUCAAUUAGAAGAUCAACUGGCACAGCAGACGACAGAUUUACAAGAAAAUAAUGCAAAUGGAACACCCAGGCUUUCUAAACCUGAUUGCUUAGAAGUUGCCAGUGUUGAAGUCCAGUGUCUGUUGGACACCGAAUGUAACUCAUCAUCCAAAGAUGUUCUCGGAUCAGAAUUGGAACAAGAAAUGAAAGAGCGUCUAUUGGUAAAAAUCCAAGAGGAAAUUGCUGCUGAAACACAAGAGAAACUGGAAGCUGUUCGCCAACAAGUGAUCGAUGGUUUCCAGAAAGAACGUGAUGACGAACUAGAAAAUUACAAAAAGGCUCUCCAAGAGAAAAUUGAAGAUGAAGUCAGGAAAGAAUGGAUGGUUGCUCAAAAGAAUAAUCAAAUUCCUGUAGGGAUCCAGGUUUGUUUGGAUGAAAGUGAGGAUAAUAAUGAAGAAUAUAUUGAGAAACUGAGGACUGAGCUGCUUGCAGAAAUUGAUAAAGAAAAGCAAAAUGAAUGGCUCCAACGAGAAACGGAAAUUAAAAAGGAACAUCUUGAAGAAAUUAAACAAUUACAGAGGGAAUUGCAACAAAAGAGUGAAAAUCCUGAAAUUGGGUUUGGAUUUUCUAUUUCAUCUCAGAUUAUGAAAGAACGAAGAGAAGAGGAGAGACAGAGAAUAAAGUCCGGUGUGGAUGCUGCCAAGAUUGAAUGGCAGCAUCUUCAUGAGUCAAGGCUAGAGAUGGAGGUGAAGAGGAAGAUUGCAGCCGAGAAGGAAGUGUGGCAGAAGGAUGUAGUAGCAGAAUGUCAGAAAGAAUGGCAGGGACGAUUGCAGAAAGAGAAGACAAAAUGGGAGAAUUGUGCUAAAGAGCAACAGCAGAAAGCUUUGGUUGCUGCUGUGGAAAUGGCCAAGAACAACUGGGCCAAACGUCAAGAAGUUCACCGAGAUGAAAUGCAAAAGAAACUGGAGCAGGAAAAGAUGAAUUUACAGAAAGAACACAAGGAAAAGCUGCAGAUAUUAUUGAAUCAACUGCAGAGUGAAUAUUGGACAAGUGUGAGCAGUAUACAGAAGAAUCUGGUCCGAUAUUUGUCCGAAAACAGCUUCCGAAUGCAGCAAUUGAUUUACUUGUCUGAGAGAAAUCCAAUGACCACUAAUCUGUGGGACAGGUUAAACUUCCACAACAUUUCGGAUGUCAACAGCCGCCAAAUCACAAACAUUUCUCAUAGAGCCGACCACCACCAGCUGCAGCCUCAGCCGUUUGUGCCAAGACCCUUCAACUCAGGAGAUGGACAAGUUUUGAACAGAAUAGAAGAGAACAGUGAAAGUUCGUAUUUCGAAAUAUCGGAAGAAUUACGGUGAACUCUUUGAUGGCAAUCACUGAAGAAUGUUGUCAAUUAAGCAACAUAGCUGAGAUGGUUCUUGUCACUGUAGUCAUUGUACUAUAUUCUUCAACGGAUGGAUGGAUAAAAGUCUGUUAGACAGUCUCCCAGGUUUGUCCCAUUCCAUUUUCUCAUUGACCAACAUCCACCAUUACACGUUUGUGGUCAGAUUUCUGUUACACAAACUGGUCACCAGUUGCUAUUCAUCAUAACCGGACUUGUGGUGGGCAUCAUCAUAUCCAGACCACUGUCUUUCUGUGUCCAGUCAAGCUGAUGGUUAGUUUUAACCAUUGACCACUGUCUCUUAAGUUUUUGAACUCUGACAAACUUGUUCUUGAACACUGACCACUCAGUGUGGAUGGCCAGAUAUGAUUGCUGUCCAUUUCUUACAUUAACUGAGGUGCUACGGACCAUUUAAUCUCAAUGUAAGUGCCAUCCAUUAACACUGUAUAUAUGACUGUUUGUACGUUUGUGUAAAUAUUUAUAAGUGUAUAUAGUAAAAUACCAGUAUGUAUAAAUGUGUGUCUGUGUGUGUGUAUAUAUAUAUAUAUAUAUAUAUAUACAAAUAAAUAAAUAAAACUUCAUGUUUCAGCUCUGAUGAGGUUAUAAGGUUUUGCACUGGCACUCAACUCUGGGGCCACAGUUCCUUGCAGCCAAAAUAACUGUAAGCUAAUGGAGAUUAUUACAUAACUCCAGUUCUUUUGUCAUUCAUUAGUCAUUAAUGCUCACUCACACACAUGGAUAAAUUCCAGAUCUGAAUGAGAUUUUCUUUUGAGAUGAAUUUAUACAUAUGUGUAUGAUGAUGAUGAUGAUGAUGUGUAUGUAUUCCAGAUGUAAUAGGGGUAUUUUCUCCCUAGAUAAAUUACAGAUUUGGAAGGCUGUAAAUAAGAGAAUGGUCGAAGCAGAAUGUCUGGCAAUACCAUCAUCAUCAUCAUCAUCAUCAUUUAAUGUCUCCUCCAUUUGUUGGCACAGUUGGAUGAUUUGACGAGAUCUAAUGAGUUGGGCCGUAUCAUGCUCCAAUCAUCAUCGUACGUCCGUGUUUCCAUGCUGGCAUGGGUUGGACGGGUUUGUCACAAUAAUCCCUCACCAUCUGAUACAAUGAGUAAAACAACACAGCACUCGAUUCAGCCCAGGACUGAAUUCUAAGAGCAAAAGAAACUGAGGAGUUGUAACAUUCAAAUUUUGUUUUGGGAGUUUUUGGUGAAGUGAAGAGUUUCAACUUGAAACUAAAGCAGCUCAUCAUAUCUUACUGGAUUUGAAAACCUCAGGGUUGAUAUAUCAAAAGCGAACUUAACCCUCAGGAUCUGCAAAUAUACUCUAACGAGAGCAAUUUUGUUUGAUUGUACCCCUGGAAGACGCAAAAGCAAACAGCCACAUGGCUUUGCAGUUACAACAGAAAAUAAUAUUUCUGCUAAUUAGCAAAUCAUAGACACAAAACCAAAUGUAAUCACCUGCUUUUGGGUCUCCUUAGGGUUUAGUCAACCCCCACCACCACUAAAGCAUACUCACAGGUGUUAAUUUAUAGACUUUAAGAAACAGGACAUCAGAAUCUCUUACUGAUGUCUUCUCUCUUGGGAUAAAUUUCUUAACGACACCAUAUUUGUAACGAAUUAAAGAAAAUUGCAUAAAACUCUUUUAGAUGAAAUGUCCACAGCAGUUUAUUUUCAAAAGCUAUUUGAAUUUUAUAAUUUUUAUAAACAGAAAAUAACAUUAAAUUGUACAAAUGAAUUCACAUUAAAAAGUAAAAAGAAAAUGAAAAAAAUUA